CCUGAGUGAGGCUGUGAAAGGCCCUUUCACGAUGGUCCCCCUAUAUCCCCUAUGUCCCCCUAUCCCCUACCAUAACGCAACGCCCAUGGACCGCGCCGCGCUAUACCCAAGAACCCGCUCCGGUGCUAAACUUUGUGCCAAGUAUGCGGUGUGCGUGUGUGCGUGUGUGUCUGUGUCCGCCCUUCCGUGCCGCCCGGGACACCGGGGCCGGAGAGACCAUCGACUCCCCCUCGACGACAAACAACCGCCACCCAUCGCGAACCAGACGACCAGCAUCCCAUCCCUCCCCCUCCCGCGAGGAGUUUCGGCCACCGUUCUAGACCGCUCACCCGCGACGCGGCGGAAGAUGGGGGUUUUUUACCCCUCUAACCCCCCUCCCCUCCCCUCCCCUCCCCUCAUGCCCCUCACGGUAAGAUACAGAGCUCCGCGGCUGCAUGCAGGACAAGACAAGCUGCUGGGAUUGUGUGCACCAUGUAUGUGGCCUAAGUGGUGCCGGCUUUGUGCUACUGAGAGAUCUUCCACCGACAUCUCAGCCCGCGUGCCGCCAAACUCUCAGCCUCUCCACUGGGAGUGGGUAUGUUCGGCCGUUCCAGCUGGUGUCUCGCCCGUGCGUGCCAGUGAUGACAAAAGGGGGCCUCCCCUGCCGCACCUUCGUACUAUGUAGGCAGGCUUCCUCCAGCGUGUGUCUCUUCCCACGUCUCUCCUUCUCGGCUUGCCUAAUGCGGACAUCCCGAGCCUUGAUCCGUUUCUUGCUCGCAAAUAACCCCCUUUUUUUUCACUUGGGGAGGGGGUUUCUUAUUAUUUUCUUUCGAGUCACCGUCACCGAUACUCCACGAUCCAGAUGCCUCCCAUCACCGCUCGCUUCUUUUCGCCUUCCUCCUCCCAGAAGCACCAUGCCACAUGAAAGUCGCCCCCCUGAGGCCCCAGUUGCCAUUCUGUCCGUUCUCUCCGUCCCUCCAGAACCCCCCUCUUUCCUAAGCUGGAUUUGGUACGGGGACCUGAGGAGACGAAACGGAGGUCCCAGUGAGCCAGAUCCAUCGCCAAGGGCACGCACUGCCUUCACGCGUCGCGGCGGAUCCAGAAAAACGAUAGCCCAUCCUCGCAGGAUGGGUGUGGUCUAGUGUGUCAAAAGGCGCGAUUUGCCCGCGCAUAUCUCUCUCCUGCCUAGUGAUGAAAGCAAAUGCUGUGUAUCACGACUCCACCUAAAGUCCUGAACAG
Messenger RNA from Colletotrichum navitas, 1218 nucleotides. RefSeq lists its product as uncharacterized. NCBI's taxonomy places the organism in Eukaryota, Fungi, Ascomycota, Sordariomycetes, Glomerellales, Glomerellaceae. Bases 435 to 1121 code for a protein of 228 amino acids. The record is from RefSeq and is a predicted model, not a curated record. The transcript has 2 exons.